Molecule: messenger RNA, 5281 nt
Organism: Xyrauchen texanus (razorback sucker)
Lineage: Eukaryota; Metazoa; Chordata; Actinopteri; Cypriniformes; Catostomidae
Product: thrombospondin type-1 domain-containing protein 7A-like
Exons: 30
Coding region: 224-5281 (1685 amino acids)
Biological process (GO): actin cytoskeleton organization
Cellular component (GO): plasma membrane
Source: RefSeq, a predicted model, not a curated record
GGCAGCAGUAGCAGUGGCUGCCGUUCUCUAUUGUUCAAGCAGAGCAUUCUCCUUAUCGCUCCAGCCAACCAGAGGGGCAGAAAACGAGGAGAUCUUCCACAUACACCGUUCCUUUAGGGAACACUAUCUCAAGAGGCACACAAACUCUUCAAGUUGAUUCUUUGCUCUUGUUGGGGUGUCUGUUUCUCCUAACCGAGUGGAUUUUACCCGAUUCAGGGGAGCCAUGGGACUUGGGGUUAGGGGUGCAAGGACAGCGUUCCUGUGUUUAUGGAGGUUAUUUGUACUGCUUUGUGGAUUCUGGACCACUCGCUCCCAAACGACAGGGGACGGGAAGUCGUUGUACUUCUGGGAGACAGGUCCAUGGGGCAGGUGUAUGGGCAGUGAGUGCGGUCCAGGAGGGAGUCAAAGUCGGGCUGUGUGGUGCGCUCACAUGGAGGGCUGGACCACCCUUCAUACCAACUGCCUUCAGUCCACACGACCAGCCAAUCAGCAGAGCUGCUUCCGUGUAUGUGACUGGCAUAAGGACCUUUAUGACUGGCGACGGGGUCCGUGGAACCAGUGUGUUCCCAUAUCCUUGCGGACUGGUGCUGGGCGCACAGGCGUAUGCUCGCAGGGCGAAGAGGGCAUCCAAACUCGGGAGGUAAACUGUGUGCUCAAAGCGGAUGAGUCGCCGGCUGACGAUGCCAUCUGUGAGUACUUUGAGCCCAAAUCCCGACAGGAACAGGCCUGUCUCAUCCCAUGUCCUCAGAACUGUGUGGUGACCGAGUUCACCCCUUGGACCACAUGCUCCAAAACAUGCGGGCUGGGCCUGCAAAACCGCAUUCGCUCCGUGGUAGCUCCACCACUUUUUGGCGGGCUUCCUUGCCCCAAUCUGACUGAGUUCCAGAUGUGUUCGCCGAGAGCUUGUGAAGGCAGAGAAAUGGUGUUUAAUUUGAGGGUGGGUGGAUGGAGUGAGUGCAAACUGCCCUCUUCAUCUCCAACAUCACCACCAGAGUCCUCUGGCACCCCUGUGCGUCCCGUUCGCCAGGCCCAGUGGCGCAAAGGCAAAGAGAGGAAGGGAAACAGAGACCCAGAGAUGCGUGAGCUUAUCAAGAACAAACGCAACCGCAACCGGUUGAACCGACCAGAGGAUGACCUCUGGAAUAUCGAAGUGGGCUACCAGUCGCGACAAGUGGUUUGUGUUCAUCGAAAUGGGAGUAUGGUAUCACUCAGCCAGUGCCCCCACUGGAGUCUUCCGGAAACCUACCAGUCCUGCCUGAUGCCCAAAGACUGUGUGAUCACUGAAUGGGGCAAGUGGAGCCCUUGCUCCAAGACCUGCUCUGACCCCAGUGUCCCGCAGGGCAUGCAGUCUCGCAGCAGACAGGUGCUGCGUCUUCCUGCUGGAGGAGGUAUCCAGUGCCCCCAGCUGGAGGAGAGUCAGAUCUGUGAGCCGAUAGGGGAUGGUGUGCCACCCUGUUCCACUUAUGCCUGGCGGUCCACGGAAUGGAGCGAGUGUCGAGUCGAUGCGUUGCUCAGUCAACAGGAUCGGCGGCGUGGCAACCAGACAGGGCUGUGUGGUGGAGGUGUACAGAACAGGAAAGUGUACUGCGUUCAAGCCAGUGCUGAACUACUCAACUACAUCAAUAACAACAAAGACAAACAAGAGGACAAGUCUCUAAAUGGCCAGACGCCUAGUGUCCCUCCUCUCCUCUCUGUCAACUUUGAGAUCUCAGCAUCACAACCUGUGGACAAUUGGCUUUGCACGGGAUCUUCUCCAAGUACGACGCGGCUGUGCCAGAUCCCGUGCCCAAUGGAGUGCGAACUGUCCCCGUGGGGCGCCUGGGGGCCCUGCACUUUUGAGAACUGCGACGAACGUGUCGUGAAGAAAGGUUUCAAGUUCAGACGGCGUAAAAUUACUAAUUACCCAACGGGUGGUGAGGGAAACUGUCCUCACCUGGUGGAGGCCGUCCCAUGCGAUGAUCCGAGCUGUUUUAACUGGCAGCUGCUCAAGCUAGAGGAGUGUAUUCCUGAUGACAACAUGGAUUGCGGAGAGGGGACUCAAAAUCCGAAGGUCCGCUGCGUCAACAGUGAAGGUAAAGAGGUGGAGAGGGAGCUGUGUGCUGAUGUGGUGUACCCUGCACCUGUGCCCUGUGUUGUGCCCUGCCCUAAAGACUGUGCCCUCAGCCUCUGGACCACAUGGUCCACCUGCUCCCAAACCUGCUCCAGCAAAACUGCCGAGGGCAAACAGAUGAGAACCCGAGCCAUACUGGCUUACAAUGCAGGAGAAGUAACGACAAUGGUAGUGGCAUGGAUAACAGUUUUGGAAGGUAACGUUUCCAAGUUUCCAGAGCUAUACGGAGGUUCCAGUUGCCCCAGCAUCCUGCAGGAGGUACGCAACUGUAACGAGCAUCCCUGCAUCGUGUAUCACUGGCAGACAGGCCCCUGGGGACAGUGUGUGGCGGACACCACCGCGUCCAAUAUCAACGCCUCCUUCAGUGUAGACAAAUCCACCUGCGCCAUGGGCAUGCAGACCCGCAAGGUCAUCUGCGUGAAAGUCAAUGUUGGACAAGUGCCACCUAAAAAAUGUCCUGAAGCCCCUCGUCCACAGUCAGUGCGACCCUGUCUGCUGCCAUGUAAGAAAGACUGUAUAGUGACAUCCUUUAGUGAAUGGACAGAGUGCCCCACAUCCUGUGAAGCAGGUACAAAUGGGCAGAAGAGUAAACAGUCUCGUUAUCGAGUGGUCAUCCAGAUGCCAGCUAACGGAGGUCAGGAGUGCCCGGAUGUCCUUUAUGAAGAGAAAGACUGUAAGAAGCCAUCUGUCUGCCCGGGUUACAGGUGGAAAACACACAAGUGGCGAAAAUGUCUGCUGGUGUCCUGGAGUAUCCGCAAAGAUAGUAAAGGAGCUCAGGAAAACUGUGGCACUGGAGUCCAGACUAGAGCUAUCUCAUGUAGGCAGCUGGAUGGUGUAGUGGUGGAUGUUGUGCAGUGUCUGAAGUUUACCAGCAGCAUGCCCGCUGUAAGCCAGCCCUGCCAGUUACCAUGCCGAGACAACUGCCAGCUCACCAACUGGUCUAAGUUCUCGUCUUGCACCUCAGACUGUGUCGGGGUUCGGACACGGAGGAGAGCUCUCGUAGGAAAAAGCAAGAAGAAGGACAAGUGUAAAAACAGCCAGAUGUACCCGCUGAGCGAGACCCAAUACUGCCCCUGUGACAAAUACAACGCCCAGCCUGUGGGCAACUGGUCCGACUGCAUUCUGCCUGAGGGCCGUGUGGAGAGCGUUUUGGGCAUCAAGGUGCAGGGAGAUGUUAAGGAGUGCGGGCAGGGUUACCGGUACCAGGCCAUGGUCUGCUACGACCAAGAAAACAGGCUUGUGGAGGCUUCACGUUGUAACAGUCACGGGUAUUUAGAGGAAGCCUGCAUUGUUCCCUGUCCAUCUGAUUGUAAACUCAGCGAAUGGUCGAACUGGUCACGCUGCAGCAAAUCCUGUGGAAGUGGGGUCAAAGUUCGCUCCAAAUGGCUUAGAGAAAAGCCAUAUAAUGGUGGAAGACCCUGCCCAAAACUGGACCACCUUAACCAGGUAAAUGUGUAUGAGGUGGUCCCGUGUGUGAGUGACUGCAGUCAGUAUAUUUGGGUCGCAGAACCCUGGAGCGUGUGGAAAGUGAGUAAUGUGGACCUGAAGGAGAACUGUGGUGAGGGUGUGCAGACCAGAAGAGUCAGGUGUAUGUUGAACUCAGUAGAUGGCCCCACUGAUGCAGUGGAAGACUAUCUGUGUGAUCCAGAAGAGAUGCCACUGGGCACGAGGGAGAGCCGACUGCCCUGCCCCGAGGACUGUGCGCUGUCCGACUGGAGUACCUGGUCUCCAUGUGACCUGCCGUGUUCUGGAAGUGGCGAUCGGGAGAGGACGGCAUUUGCCCUGCGUCUGCCUAAAGAGGGAGAGGACUGUCCGGUUAGCAUGCAGACUGAGCCCUGCCUUCUGAACCGCAACUGUUUUCACUAUAAUUACAACAUCACGGACUGGAGCACAUGCCAAUUAAGUGCCAAUGCUGUGUGUGGAAUUGGUGUCAAAACGAGGAUGUUGGACUGCGUAAGAAGUGACAGCAAGUCAGUUGACAUGAAGUUCUGCAAAGAGCUGGGCUUAGAGAAGAAGUGGCUGAUGAACGCUUCCUGUAUGGUGGAGUGUCCAAUCAACUGCCAGCUCUCUGAUUGGUCGGCUUGGUCUGAUUGCUCCCAGACCUGUGGCCUCGAAGGGAAGAUGUGGCGGAUACGGACGGUGGUACAGGCAACUCAGGGAGAUGGGAGGCCAUGUCCGUUCCAGAUGGAGCAGUGGAAGCCAUGCCCUGUGCGACCCUGUUACAAAUGGCAGUACGGUCCCUGGUCAGAGUGCCGCGUGGAGGAGGUGGUGUGCGGGGUGGGCCUGCGUUUCCGCAACCUGUCCUGCUUUGUAUCUGAUGGCUCCAGCAAUGGGCAGAGCAGCAUUGUAGAGGAGGAACUCUGUGCUGGACUGGAACUGGCUGUUGAUGACGAUAAAAACAUUGUUCUGGAGGAGACCUGCACCUUACCCUGCCCUGGUGACUGUUAUCUGAUGGAGUGGUCCGAUUGGAGCUCAUGUCAGAGUGUGUGUGUGAAGGGCCAGCGUUUGGACUUCAGUCCUGUGCAGGUCCGCUCGCGUGCCAUCUUCGCCCAGGAACCAGAGAACAUCGCUCAGUGCCCCGAUCAGGAGUGGCAGUCCCGGCCCUGCACCAAUGGAGAGUGUUAUGAGUACAGGUGGAUGGGCGGUCCUCAGCUGAUCUGGUGUGAACGUUCUGAUGGAAUAAACGUAACAGAGGGAUGCCCUCCAGCCCUGCCACCAGGGUUAGAUCCCUCAUGUGAUCCACCUUGUGACAAGCCACAGUCGUUCUGCUCGGAGGAUGGUUUAUGUAUGUGUGAGGAAGGCUACACUGAGGUGCUGACUGUAGAGGGGAAGUUGGAACAGUGUACACCAAUCCCUGUGCUGGAGAUCCCUACAGCAGGAGACAAGAAAGCUGACGUCAAGACCAGCCUGGCCAUCAACCCCACCCUGCCCACCACCACACAGCCAGGCAGAGUGGGCCGCACAUGGUACUUGCAACCUUUUGGACCCGAUGGUAAACUGAAGACUUGGGUGUAUGGUGUGGCGGCUGGUGUAUUUGUGCUCCUGGUGUUUAUAGUGUCAAUGAUUUACCUUGCGUGCAGUUACAGUGCCAUCCGCCGCUCGUUGAGGAAGCCAGAUUGUGGCAAUGGUACGGUGGUGUGGAUGGCUCAAGUUGCCCAUGAACUGACAUAA